AGUUCCCCUUCUUACCCGACACUGCUACUACUUGGGAAGGCAAGAAGGAGAGGCCACCAUGAGCCGGGGGCCUCGGGGAUCUGGGGGGCCCCCGCAACAGCAGAACGUGCCCUCUGGCCUCCUGCAGGACCACGAGAACCAACGGCUGUUUGGCCUCCUGGGCCGAAAGUGCUGGACCCUGGCAACCUCAGUGGCCCAGCUGUACCUGGCACCUCCCAGCACAGGAGGGCGCUGGCACAAGGAACUGAGUGGAGCCAUCUGCUUCGUGAAGGACAACCCUCGCCGGUCCUACUUCAUCCGCCUCUAUGGCCUCCAGGAAGGACGACUCCUCUGGGAGCAGGAAAUCUACACUCAACUGGUCUACUCCGCCCCCACCCCAUUCUUCCACACCUUCCCUGGCGAUGACUGUCAGGCUGGCCUGAACUUUGCUGAUGAGGCUGAGGCUCAAGCCUUUCGAGCUCUGGUGGAGGAGAAGAUCCAGAAACGAAGCCAGAAGCAGAAUGCUGGAUCUCUCAGCACAGAAAGAAAAGGGGGCUCGACACCCCUUCCUUCCCAACCCAGUGGAGACCUCAAUGUCCCGGCCAGUACCCUGGGCUCCCCAUCUCUGGGCCUGGUUGCUGUGGACAUACAGAACCCGGAUAUCACAUCCUCAAGGUACCGGGGGCUCCCUGCACCGACUCCUCCUCCCCCAGACAAGAAGCGCUCAGGGAAAAAGAAAAUCAGCAAGGCUGACAUCGGGGCUCCCAGCGGAUUCAAGCACGUCAGCCAUGUCGGAUGGGACCCUCACAGCGGAUUCGACGUCAAUAACCUGGACCCGGACUUGCGGAGCCUCUUCUCCAGGGCUGGGAUCAGCGAGGCUCAGCUGACGGACGCAGAGACCUCGAAGCUCAUUUAUGACUUCAUUGAGGACCAGGGCGGGCUAGAGGCUGUCAGAGAGGAGAUGAGGCGGCAAGGCCCUGUUCCACCCCCUCCACCCCCAUCUCGUGCUGGGGCCCCUCAGCGGUCCCCUGGCUCCUCUGUGGCUGGGAGCCGGGGGGGCCGGUCAGGACCCCUCCCCCCAGUGCCCUCUGGGACCGGCGGGAUCCCCAGUGUGCCUCCACCAGUUCCACGGGGACCCCCGCCUCCUCCCGGCCGUGGCGGUCCCCCCCCUCCUCCGCCACCUUCCUCCCACUUGGGGCCACCGGCACCGCCGCCGCCGCCCACGCCUGGGUCGGGGCCUCCGCCCCCUCCGCCACCGCCACCGCCGCCUCCUCCGCCAUCCGCGCCUUCGUCGGGAGGGACCGUGGCCCCUCGAGGUCGAGGGGCCUUGCUUGAAGAGAUCCGGCAGGGCAUUCAGCUCAACAAGACGCCAGGGGCCCAGGAAAUCCCAGCUCCCCCGCCCCCAAGCUCUGAGGGGCUGGUGGGGGCCCUCAUGCACGUCAUGCAAAAGCGGAGCAAAGUCAUCCACUCUUCAGAUGAAGGGGAGGACCAGGGUGGUGAGGAGGAUGAGGAGGACGAAUGGGAAGAUUAAGCAAACCCUGGCCGAUGGAAGAGCAGCCUCUCCCUGCCGCCUGCCCUAAGCGCGCCUCCUCCCUUCUCAGAGUUCAGCUCCCACCCCCCAAUGUGUCCCCUGCACUGUAAUAACAAUGACGGUUUUGAGAAAUAAACUUUCCGCUAACUACU
Messenger RNA from Antechinus flavipes (yellow-footed antechinus), 1662 nucleotides. RefSeq names its product WASP actin nucleation promoting factor (gene WAS). NCBI's taxonomy places the organism in Eukaryota, Metazoa, Chordata, Mammalia, Dasyuromorphia, Dasyuridae. The transcript has 11 exons. Gene Ontology annotation, biological process: actin filament polymerization. The record is from RefSeq and is a predicted model, not a curated record. Gene Ontology annotation, cellular component: cytoplasm; actin filament. Gene Ontology annotation, molecular function: actin binding; microtubule binding. Bases 59 to 1510 code for a protein of 483 amino acids.